GAGCCACGGUGUGCGCGCGCGACCCCAGGCCUCCCAGCCGCUCUUAAUGGGAAGGGUCUGGGCGGGGGCCCAGCCUGACCCCUAGAGCCCCGCCCCCGCCUGGCUCCGGCUGUUCGGCACCGCCCGGGGCAGCGGCACGGCGCAGGCCCGUCGGAGAUAAGGGGCUGGCACCAGCGCGCAGGCGCGGCGUCCGCUCGGCAGGGGGCGCUCAAACCCCGCCUCUUCCCACUCAUAUCCGGGUGCGAGGAGAGUCACUUCCGGCCACUGAGUCGCCGCGCAGCGCCGUUUCUUUCACCGAGCGCCGGAGCGGCCUGGUCUGAGGCCUCCGCACCGAGCUCAAUUUUUUUUUUCCCCUCCCCGCUGCCGGGGUUGCCGCUCUGUGGUCCCGGCCGGCUGGCCUGACGCCCCUGCUCCGCCGCCAUGAAGCUCGUGAGGUUUCUAAUGAAAUUGAGUCAUGAGACUGUGACCAUUGAACUGAAGAAUGGAACACAGGUGCAUGGAACAAUCACAGGAGUGGAUGUCAGUAUGAAUACACAUCUUAAAGCUGUGAAAAUGACACUGAAGAACAGAGAGCCUGUACAGUUGGAGACAUUGAGUAUUCGAGGAAAUAACAUUCGAUACUUCAUUCUGCCAGACAGUUUACCUCUGGAUACCUUGCUAGUGGAUGUUGAACCAAAAGUCAAAUCCAAGAAAAGGGAAGCAGUUGCAGGAAGAGGCCGUGGCAGAGGUCGGGGCAGAGGCCGUGGCCGUGGCAGAGGAAGAGGGGGACCUAGGCGAUAACUUCUCUCUCGCCACAGAUACAUGUUACAAAAUUCUAAGCAGUUUGAUAUUUUUUGUACAGGUUUUGUUUACAGUGUCAAUUUUUAAUAAACACAAAUGUGGAAAA
Dermochelys coriacea (leatherback sea turtle) is the source of this 886-nucleotide messenger RNA. It is a transcript of the gene SNRPD1, whose product is annotated as small nuclear ribonucleoprotein D1 polypeptide. Bases 421 to 780 code for a protein of 119 amino acids. The record is from RefSeq and is a predicted model, not a curated record. Lineage: Eukaryota; Metazoa; Chordata; Testudines; Dermochelyidae. Gene Ontology annotation, cellular component: commitment complex; precatalytic spliceosome; SMN-Sm protein complex. Gene Ontology annotation, biological process: RNA processing; spliceosomal snRNP assembly. The transcript has 4 exons. Gene Ontology annotation, molecular function: RNA binding.